AUGACAUCUUAUACGCCAAGCAACGAGUGGACAUUUCGAAAUAACAACCCGUCAUCGGGCUUGGACGUCGUCACCGCUGCUCGUCCGCCCCCAAAGUCUCCUCGACUCAGAAACUCGACGUUAAAAGUUUUUCAAUCCGUUUUCAACCGACACAACACAACUCGCUCGCACCACACCGCUGCGGCACCGUCACUCCACUCGUCCCUCUCUGCAAGUAGCGCCCGACUUGCCUCCAGCACUAGUCCCAUCCAGCAUCCAUUCGCCCCCAUGCCUCCAGCACCCGUCCCCAUCGUAUCCUCGCACGACCCCGCAGACGACGAGCAGGAAUGCCCCGUCUGUCUCGAACCUCUCAGCUUCAGCUUCAGACUCCCCGGCGAAAAACCUCACGUAGUCCCAGAAUGCGGUCACUCCCUCCACGAGGCUUGCUUCAUCGCAGUUUAUGGCCCACCUCCGGGUCAGUCACGUUCUGCAACCCCUCGCAAAUCAAACUUGGGCGUCUGUGGUGUGUGCAGACGACAAAUGAAAAUCGCAGAUGGCGAUCACAGCAAGACAAACAAGCUGGCAGCCCUUACAGGUAUGGGCGACCCACAGGCUCCGGCUGUCUACCCCGGUCGCGAUUCCCCAGCCGCCCGAUCUGGUCGAAGUCAACCCCAGCUGCCAUGCAGUCCUACCGACGACGACCCCGUCGACCAUGCCACCUCCGUUAAAUCCAACCCAAGCGACACCGGCUACAUCAUUGCGCCCUCCAUCCAAGUGCGCCCUGAAUUCUCUACCAUUGUUCGUACCGGCGAACAAACUCAACCCAUCACCUGCAUUGUCAUAAUCGAACUCCCUGCCAGGCGUGGUAAUACUCACAUACCAGCACCCCUUAUAUCCGAAUCAUAUGGAAACCAAAAUGGUCCGUCCCACCCUCACAUCGACGCCGAUCAGCAACCCGUGCCAAGGGCGCCCGAUCGUCCCCACCAAUAUCCUUCUCAAGAACGCUGGGCACCCCCCCACAACGGUUCCGAAACUGAUUUGUCUCGGUACACUCCGAACAUGGCGCACGAAGAUGAUUCCCCCUUCAAUUCCAUCGUAGAGGAUCUGAGAAAUCGCAUCGCCGAUUGGAAGGGUCACGCGUUAUCAGAAUUGGGUCCUUUGCUUAUGUAUGACCUGUUGUCUGUCCGUCGUGACACUCUCGUGCGGGAAUUCUUCGUCUAUCUCUUCAAGGAAGCUAUCAUCUGCGUCGCCGAGGAAAAGAAACGACCUCUUGGCCGAUUCUUGCCUUCACCGUCCUACAACGAUUCGUCGGCAGCAUCUACUGGCUCCGGCAGUCCCUCAAAGGGCGUCCUCCGUUUGAAAGGCCGCAUAUACGUGCGACACAUCAAACGAUUGCAUGUAAGUACAUCGGGCGACAUGAGUCUGACCAUAGAGAUGGAGGAUGAACGUCUGGACUCUUUCAUCCUGGUCUUCAAAGACCGCUCCUCGUUGGAAUCAUGGAAAGGGCAAAUUCAGUCCCUUGUCGCAUCGUUUCAGCAGCCCCCGGGCUCCCAGCAGAAUUCUUUCGAUCGAGGUCUUGAUAUCGAAGAGUUUGGUGGAUCUGGGAAAGCGGCACGUAUGCUCAGUGGCAGCACCGGUUCGACUAACACUAGCGCCGUCGACAGCCUUCAGGGCUUCGCGCGUUCCACUACAUCUUCUUCCACCUCGCAUCACUCAGUGCCCAGGGUACUACAAAGCAAGCUGCAGACCCUCGGUGAGGAGGCUGUCAUGACCAACUAUGAUACACCCCUAGUCAUGCCUCACGUCUCCUCCGGCUCGUCCAAUUCGCUCGCCCCUCUUCUACACCCACCUCUCGAUCUCAUGCUAAUCGUCUCACUGCCCCCUCCCAACGCCCCACGCAGCACAGCCGAGCUGAAAAUCCGCGUCAUCAAAACAUCCCUCGACUUUAUCUUGGCGUCCCUGGGGAAUAGGGACCGGCUCAGCCUUGUUACUUUCGAGGUCGGAACGGGUGGUCGCGUGAGAAGAACACCGUAUCUAUGUGUGGGAAAGACUCAGAGUCGAGGAAGACUGCAAAAGUUCAUUUACGACACUGGCCGCAUGGACGAUCCUAACAUGGAGGAUGAGUUUUUGAUCAGGGCAUCCAAAGAUGAGAAGACCGACGUCGUGACGGCUGUUAACCACGGCCUUGACGUUGUUCUUCAGCGAAAAUCCCGAAACCCUGUAUCGGGUAUGAUUCUCGUCAGCGAUGCAGCAGAUAGCACGAGGCGUGCUCAGAUGGAUCUCGUCCUCGCCCGUGCCGAAGCGGCCAACAUGCCUAUCCACUCUUUCGGCUAUGGUCGCUCACAUGACCCUGCUUCACUUUGGCUGAUGUCGAACCACACCAGUGGGACGUAUACUUUCGUCAAGGACUGGUAUGACCUGCGAGUGUGCCUAGCUGGCUGUAUAGGUGGAAUGAUGUCAAUUGGCUUGCUGAACAUGAAGCUACACAUACGUAUCGUCGACGGCCAACGCUUCCGCAUCCGCAAGGUAUCUGGUGGACCGUUACCUAUCCUGUCUACAGAUGGCCAGAACGUCGAUAUCGACGUGGGCGAGUUGCGGUACGGCGAGUGCAAAGAGAUGUUGAUCGAAUGCGAACUCGAUAACCGCGAGACCCGCCGUCAAGGUGCUUUGCAAAACAGCAAUCGCGCUUUGAACGCGACGGACCAGUUCGUGCAGAGCAUGGGUCUCGAGGCAUUGUCGAUCGAGGACUCAACCGACCUCGUUGACGGCAUGAUGGACCGCAUGAUUGACGAGGUGCCCGUCUUUGAGGUUGAUGGUUCGUUCUUCGAUCCCUCCGCUGGCAAGCACAUCUCGCGACUCGCCCAUCCCGUUCUGUUGACGAUCACACUUCUACCCUCCAAUCUCUCGAACUCAUCAAAACAACCGAAGCCGUCCGAUCCUGUCAUCGUGCGUCGUCGAAUGGAGCUCCUUGCAUCAGAUAUGAUUACUCGCGCGCUCGUCCUGGUGUCGAGGAAGAACUACCCCCAGGCGCAAAAGAUAAUAAACGAGACUAAGCGCAUCCUUCACACAGUUCUUCAAAAUAUAUCCAGAGCUCUCCCUUUGCCAAACAAUGAGGGCUCGACAUUACGGAACAGGAAAGAAUUACUGACUUUAUCGGCGGUCCGCGCCAUGCAAGCCAUGCUUCAAGAUCUUCAGAUCCUCUCAGAGGCCCUGGAAGAAAAUGUAGAGUUGUUCGCACAUGAUCAAAGAAACUUUGGUGCACAACAGGCAAUGAUCCUGCGCGAUCAGAAAAGUUGGACUAACCGUAGUGCAACCGAACGUUUGUUCUGGAAGAUAGACAACUCCAUCGAACUCGCUACUCGAAGUACUGACUGGGUCCCGCGUGACUAGGUUUCGCUCUUGUUCUGGCUCUGGCUUUUGCACCUGGCACCACUCCCCAGCCUCUUCCACACGCUCAUUUUAUGCUAUUCUGAUGGUUUUUCUCGGGUGGCUUUCUUGCGCUCCCUUUUCUUCUUUCUUUCCUUGUGCUUAAUUAUUGUAUUUCCCCUUGACGCUGUAAUGGUCAUCCGGCCGCGUCAGGGCGGGCAUGUUUUCCUCUUCUGAUUUAUACCCUCCCGGAUGUCUUCAUUCACCUCGUUGUUUGUAGCGUAGGCCCUAGAUUCCGUCGUGUCGGAGUUGGGCGUGUGUCGGCUUGGAGAGU
Pisolithus orientalis is the source of this 3679-nucleotide messenger RNA. Its product is annotated as Pleckstrin homology domain-containing protein. The record is from RefSeq and is a predicted model, not a curated record. Gene Ontology annotation, molecular function: guanyl-nucleotide exchange factor activity. The transcript is spliced from 5 exons. NCBI's taxonomy places the organism in Eukaryota, Fungi, Basidiomycota, Agaricomycetes, Boletales, Pisolithaceae. Bases 1 to 3369 code for a protein of 1122 amino acids.